Molecule: messenger RNA, 1668 nt
Organism: Microplitis mediator
Lineage: Eukaryota; Metazoa; Arthropoda; Insecta; Hymenoptera; Braconidae
Exons: 6
Coding region: 405-1268 (287 amino acids)
Source: RefSeq, a predicted model, not a curated record
AUUCGUUCAGAAAAAACGGAUUUUGAACUAUUUUUGACCAUUUUUCGUUUAAUCUUAUCUUAAUAAUAUUAGGACAUUUAUGAUUUUUCCCCGGAAUUUUCAAAAGUUUAAAAAACGUUCAAAAAAACUCCAACAAUUCGAUCAAGGAUAAUUCAUUAAGGAGUUCAACUGAAUCAUUGCCAAGUCCCGUAUUACAAUCACAAAACAUCGAAAGUCCUCAAAGUUUUAGUGAUAUUGUUAUUGAUGAAACGAAUAAUAUUGCAUCCAAUCAAAUUUCUCGAUUGGAUUCAUCUAUUUUUCAAACAACAUCUAGGCUUCUUCCAGUGCCAAUUUGCCAAAUUUCAGCAAGUGCUCAAAUCCCUCUUCAAGAAUGGCUGAAGAAAACUUUUAUUGGAAAUAAUUUGAUGGCAAUUUAUAACUCUAAAAGUUCUUUCAUAUUUACGGAUACUAACAGGAACGAUCUUACACAUUUAGUCCUUGAUCGUGAAAGUGAUGGUUUCGUAGUUAAUCCUCCAAUUAAACCAGCACGGUUUAUUGAAUUAGCCCAUGGAAUUGUUCAACUCUUUCCGCGAGAAUUAGUGGGUACCUACUAUACACCUCAUGUCAAUAAAACUCAGUUUUCCAAAGGAAUUACUGCAAAAGGAAAAUUGCUCUAUCACCAUAAUUUUCGGAGAGCGAAGCAACGAAAGGCUUUAAAAUUGUUAAAACAACAAAACCAGGAUGUCGUUUCUCCUGAGCAUGCAGAUGAAGAAUUCAAUGAUAAAUUAAACUUUUUAUACGAGCAUUUAGAACCUUGGCCUGAGGUAGUCGCUAAUUGGGAACACACAUAUGAAACUCAGCAAAAAAUUUUAAAAAAUUUAAAUGAUAUUAAAGCUUAUUACAAUAGAUUUCCCUGCUUAAAGCAAUCUUUGGGAUAUGAAUUGCUUAAAAUUGAUUUUGAAAAACGAUUCCCAAACAAAACUACUUGUUUACGUGAUAAAUGGCCAGUUUUUAAAGAUUGUAUCAUUCGUCUCUUGCAAACAACUCGAACACCAAAAAAUUCUAUGUUGGCAAACAUAGUUACAGCUGAUUUACCAAUUCUACAAGGAGAUGCAUUAGAUACAACAGUUUUGUGGAUUUUAUCUGCUAUGCUAAAAAAGUCUACGCCUAUGUUUCAAGAUAUCACUCCUGAUAAGCCAGCUAAAAGAGGUCGAAAAAGUAAACAUAUUUCAGGUGAUCCUGAGGAAGAAAACUUACAGUGGAAUCCUUCUACAGCUGAAGUGCAGUGAGGGUUUUUGUUUCAUGUUGAAGCAAUGAGUGAUAAAACUGAGUCAAUUGAUCGUGUUAAGCGAUUCAUGAGCAAACGUAAGAUAUCGUUUCAACCACGACCAAUAAUUACUGGACCUCUGUCAGAAUUACAAUCGAUUGAAGUUAUUGUUAAUGACACAUUUUAUAAAGCUAAUACUGCACUCGAUGCAGUAAUAAUUUCAUUCUACGUAUUUUUUGCACUGGAUAUUAAUUACCCACCAGAAGCUCGGUCAACAUGGUUGUUAAUUCAAAAAGUAAUUUUUGACAUUCACACAGCCGAAGACAAGAAUAUUCCACUGGCAUUAACGACAUUAAUUGGAGAUAUAAAAGUAAUUCAAGAACAAUUAUUUCCAAUAAGUCCGCUUUAAAUUUUUAAGCAAU